Messenger RNA from Syngnathoides biaculeatus (alligator pipefish), 1997 nucleotides. RefSeq names its product argininosuccinate lyase (gene asl). The record is from RefSeq and is a predicted model, not a curated record. Gene Ontology annotation, molecular function: argininosuccinate lyase activity. NCBI's taxonomy places the organism in Eukaryota, Metazoa, Chordata, Actinopteri, Syngnathiformes, Syngnathidae. Bases 266 to 1792 code for a protein of 508 amino acids. The transcript has 17 exons. Gene Ontology annotation, cellular component: cytosol.
AUUAUGCAUUUCGGCCCACAAGCAAACUGCACCGAAGUUGACUUCCGACACCGUCGAUUUAUUUUAUUUAUUCUGAUUUGUUUUGUUUGCUUAACCACACGUCAACCUUUUUCAUUUUUCUGAUCGAGUGAAAAUUUUGACGUACCUUUGUUUUUUUUUUUGAGCUAGUAUGAGUUUCAACACUCGGUAGGCAUACAUCAAGCUGUGACCGAUUUAUCAGCUUCUAUCAACGCUCAAGAACAGGAGACAACUUUGUUCCUUCGAGAUGACUGCAGAGGGGUCCAAGCUGUGGGGGGGCCGCUUCGUGGGUGCCACCGACCCCGUGAUGGAGCGCUUCAACACGUCCGUAGCGUACGACCAGCGCAUGUGGGAUGCGGACCUGACGGGCAGCAGGGCCUACGUCAAGGCCCUGCGCCGGGCCGGCCUGGUCAGCACCGAAGAGAUGGGCGCCAUUUUGCGAGGCCUGGAUCAGGUCGGCGAGGAGUGGCGCAAAGGCGCCUUCGUGCUCAGAGACGGCGACGAAGACAUCCACACCGCCAACGAACGCAGACUCAAGGAGUUAAUCGGCACGGCGGCGGGGAAGCUGCACACGGGCAGGAGCAGGAACGACCAGGUGGUGACCGACAUGCGUCUGUGGCUGCGUGACGCCGUCGCCACGCUGACGGGCGACGCCCUCGUCCUUAUCUCCGCCAUGGUGGAGCGGGCCGCGGCCCACCUGGGGGCGAUACAAGCCAGACCUGGGCGUAUACUGUACAUAGAGCCGCAACUCCUCCAAUCACCUUCAGUUCUAUUCGUCGUUCUUCUCUUUAGAGAGAUCGACGUCCUGUUUCCUGGUUACACCCACAUGCAGCGGGCGCAGCCAAUCAGAUGGAGCCACUGGAUUCUGAGUCACGCCGUGGCUCUGCAGCGCGACGUGGAGCGGCUUCAGGAGAUCCGGAAGCGCGUCAACAUUUUGCCCCUGGGCAGCGGCGCCGUCGCCGGAACGCCGUUCGCUAUCGACAGGGAGCUUCUGAGGAAAGAGUUGUGCUUCGAUGACGUCAGCUUGAACAGCAUGGACGCGACCGGACAGCGAGACUUUGUCGCGGAAUUCCUGUUCUGGGCCUCGCUGUGUGCCACUCAUCUGAGUAAGAUGGCUGAGGACCUUCUGCUGUACAGCACCAAAGAGUUCUCCUUUGUCUCGCUGUCGGACGCCUACAGCACAGGCAGCAGCUUGAUGCCCCAGAAGAAGAACGCCGACAGUCUGGAGCUGAUCAGGAGCAAAGCGGGACGGAUCUUCGGGCGAUGCACAGGUUUCAUGAUGACGCUGAAGGGCCUUCCCAGCUCCUACAACAAAGACCUGCAGGAGGACAAGGAGGCCAUGUUCGACUGCUACGACUCCAUCCUGGCCGUCCUCCAGGUCGCCGCCGGAGUCGUGUCCACACUGAAGAUCAACCCCGGCGCCAUGGAGGCGGCGCUGAGUCCGGACAUGUUGGCCACCGAUCUGGCGUACUACCUCGUGAGGAAGGGGGUGGCGUUCAGGGACGCUCACGGUCUGGCGGGCAAAGCGGUCUUCACGGCCGAAUCCAAAAACGUUCCCCUGAACCAGUUGACUUUGGAGGACCUGCGCGGCAUCAGCCCGCUGGUGGAAAGUGACGUGGCGUCCGUGUGGGACUACGCGGCGAGCGUGGAGCAGUACGCCGCGGCGGGCGGCACGGCCGAGAGCAGCGUACGCGCUCAGGUACAACAACUGCGCGCCUGGAUGGCUCGGCACAAGCCGCAAACACAAACCGUCAAGUCGGCGGACGCGGAAUAAAAAAGAUGAGACGCUCAAAAUCUCGCACGGAACCGAUCGUGCAGGAUUGGUCGUACGGUGUCCCUAAUGAAGUGUCUUUUAAAAACAUGCGGCAUAACCGUGCAUGUCAAUUUAAAAAGUAAAAAAAAAAAAAAAAAUGUUAAUUUAGCCGAGUUGUUGAAUUCGCUCGUUCAUAUCGAGUUCAAUAAAUGAGUGUAAGCAAAUA